AUGGGUCUUAUUGGAAAAAGUUUUGCUUCAAAAUUGAAAAACAUAACAUUACUUGCAAUUUCUAGGAUUGCAAUCUUGAAGAAUCAUCGCAAAGCUAGAGCUUCUUAUGCUAACUAUGAUGUUUCUCAACUCUUGAAACUUGGUUACCAUGAUCAAGCUCUUGUUCGCGUGGAACAUUGGAUUGUAGAGCAAAAUAUGUUGGAUGCAUUUGUCAUGAUUGAAGAUUAUUGCAAUGUCCUAAGAGAAAAAUCUCAAGUACUUGAAAAUAAUAAGGAGUGUCCCAUUGAUCUCAAAGAAGCAACAUGCAGCCUUAUUUUUGCAUCAUCAAGGUGUGGAAAUUUUCCAGAAUUACACAAAAUCCAAGAGAUUAUGACUUCAAAAUUUGGGAAAGAAUUUGCAAAUCAUGCUAUUAAAUUGCAUAAAAAUAAUGGAGUGAACUCUAAGUUGAUACAAAAGCUCUCAUCAAGAUUAAUCACAAUGGAAACCAAAAUGAAUGCUAUAAGGAAAAUUGCUUCAGAAAUUGGAGUUACUUUGCCUUUUGAGGACACUACAUUGUCAAAUAAGGAAAAAUUAAAUGCUGACCAAAGGCAAAAUAAAUUAGAAAGCAAGAAUCAUAGUAGUGUUGAAUCUGUUGAAGAUGUUAAAUAUGAAGAAGAUAUUCCACAUGAUCCUAAUCAGAAUGUGAUUCAAGAUAAGAAUCUAUUUGAUGUGAAUGAGGAAAAGAGAAGGAACAAAAAUGCUGCAGAAGCUGUUCUACAAGCUUUGGAAUUAGCAAGUUUUGAGAUAAGUAAAUACUCAAACCAUAAACAAAAGGAUGUAGUAGUUUCAAAAAGAAACUAUAGUAUUGAUCUUAAAGAUGAUGAAAUGAUAGCACAAGAGAAUGCAACAAUAUUAGUUUUAAAGAAAAAUGCAAAUAGAGAAAGUGACAUGGUUGGUGAAUUAAGCUCAUACAAGAGUUUGGAUGAUGAUAAUGAUCAUAAAAGUGAGUUUGAUGAAGCUAGAGAAAAUGAAGAUUUGAGUGAAGAAAAAACAUACCCUUCUUCACAAGCUAUUAGAUGGAAUCCACAAAGGUCUCAAAGUAAUGUUGAUGUGAAUCUCAUGGUAAAAAGACAUGUAAAGAAAAUGCAUACACAUCACGAACAUUUGGAUUGGAAGAUGAUGUCAGUGAGAACCAGAUGA
This is a messenger RNA of Vicia faba (fava bean), 1179 nucleotides long. The record is from the annotation of a GenBank genome assembly. NCBI's taxonomy places the organism in Eukaryota, Viridiplantae, Streptophyta, Magnoliopsida, Fabales, Fabaceae.